Drosophila innubila is the source of this 3771-nucleotide messenger RNA. It is a transcript of the gene eIF3a, whose product is annotated as eukaryotic translation initiation factor 3 subunit A. The record is from RefSeq and is a predicted model, not a curated record. NCBI's taxonomy places the organism in Eukaryota, Metazoa, Arthropoda, Insecta, Diptera, Drosophilidae. The transcript has 4 exons. Gene Ontology annotation, cellular component: eukaryotic translation initiation factor 3 complex, eIF3e; multi-eIF complex; eukaryotic translation initiation factor 3 complex, eIF3m. Gene Ontology annotation, molecular function: translation initiation factor activity; mRNA binding. Gene Ontology annotation, biological process: formation of cytoplasmic translation initiation complex; translation reinitiation. The coding region runs from base 163 to 3492 and encodes 1109 amino acids.
UGCGUGUCAUCGACUCGGUCAUUUAACAUUAAUUUCGGAGGCGCACACGUAGGCAAGCCGAAGAUUUUAAUAAAUUUUCCGCUACAGCAAGCCUCAAAGCUGCCUAGCAUUGUGAAAAAUAGAAGUUAAGGUGUCCGUGCACUAAAUUGUUAUCAAGUAAAAAUGGCGCGUUACACUCAACGUCCGGAAAAUGCGCUGAAGCGAGCCAAUGAAUUUAUUGAGGUGGGCAAACCGUUGCGUGCCUUGGACACGCUACAGGAGGUGUUCAGGAACAAGAGAUGGAACUAUGCCUACUCCGAGACGGUCAUUGAGCCGCUCAUGUUCAAGUAUCUGUACUUGUGCGUGGAGCUGAAGAAGUCGCAUAUUGCCAAGGAGGGUCUCUUCCAGUACCGCAACAUGUUCCAGCUGGUGAAUGUCAAUUCGCUGGAGAAUGUGAUUCGUGGUUAUUUGAAGAUGGCCGAAGAGCAUACCGAGGCGGCUCAAGCGCAAUCCUCGGCAGCUGUCGCCGUGCUCGAACUGGAUGAUCUGGACAACAUUGCCACGCCGGAGUCCAUUCUGAUGAGCGCCGUUUGCGGCGAGGAUGCUCAGGAUCGUUCCGAUCGCACCAUUCUGCUGCCGUGGGUCAAGUUCCUCUGGGAAUCCUAUUGCCAGUGCUUGGAGCUGCUGCGCGUCAACACGCACUGUGAGGCACUGUAUCAUGAUAUUGCUCGCAUGGCUUUCCAGUUCUGUUUGAAGUACAAUCGCAAGAGCGAAUUCCGUCGCCUGUGCGACAAACUGCGCAAACAUCUCGAGGAUAUCUGCAAGAGCAGCAAUCAGACCACUGGUGUGUCCAUCAACAAGGUGGAGACGCAGCAAUUGUGCCUGGACACUAGGCUAUAUCUGCUCGACUCGGCCAUACAGAUGGAACUGUGGCAGGAGGCCUACAAGGCCAUUGAGGACAUUCACGGCCUGAUGGCCAUGUCCAAGAAGACACCGGUGCCCAAAACCAUGGCCAAUUACUACCAAAAGUUGGCCAUGGUCUUCAGCAAGGCGGGUAAUCAACUUUUCCAUGCAGCCGCUUUGUUGAAACUGUUCCAAUUGACGCGGGAGCUGAAGAAGAACCUCACCAAGGACGAUCUGCAACGCAUGGCAGCUCAUGUCCUGCUGGCCACGCUCUCCAUUCCGCUGCCAUCGGCUCAUCCGGAAUUCGAUCGUUUCAUUGAGGCGGACAAGAGUCCGCUGGAGAAGGCACAGAAGCUGGCCGUCCUCCUGGGUCUGCCCCAACCCCCAACCCGUGUCUCGCUUAUACGCGAAGUUGUGCGUCUUAAUGUGCCCAAUCUGGUGUCGGAUGAGUUCCGCAACUUGUACAACUGGCUGGAGGUUGACUUUAAUCCUCUCAACUUAUGCAAGCGCAUUCAGUCGAUUGUGGACACCAUUGAGAGUGGAGUGGACGGAGAGACGGAGAAUACGCUGCUGGCACCUUAUAUACAGUCUCUCAAGGAUGUGACCGUCAUGCGAUUGAUCCGUCAGAUAUCGCAGGUGUAUGAGAGCAUUGAGUUCAAGAGAUUGCUGGAAUUGGCUCCGUUCUGUAAUAUCUUUGAGCUGGAGAAGCUGCUGGUGGAGUCGGUGCGUCACAAUGACAUGCAGAUCCGCAUCGAUCAUCAGAAGAACAGCAUCUACUUUGGCACGGAUCUCACCGAGAGUCAGCGGGAGUAUCGUCCCGAUGGACCUGCCCUCCAGUCGAUGCCCUCGGAGCAGAUACGCUCCCAGCUGGUCAACAUGUCCACUGUGCUGACUCGGGCCGUGUCCAUUGUGUAUCCGAAUCGGGAGCGGGAUCAGCGCGCCAAGUUGCGCACUCAGAUGGUGCAUCACUAUCAUGAGAUCAAGGAUCGCGAGCAUCAGCGCAUUCUGCAGCGCCAGAAGAUCAUCGAGGAUCGCAAGGAGUUCAUCGAGAAGCAGAACAAUGCUCGCGAGGAGGAGGAGGCACGUCGUCACGAGGAGGAAUCCCGCAAGGCGAAGCUGGCCGAGCAGAAGCGCCUGGAACAGGAGCAGGAGGAGCGCGAACGCAAGCGACAUGAGAAUGAGAUUCAGGCCAUCAAGGAGAAGAGUCUCAAGGAGAAGGUGCAGCAAAUCUCGCAGACAGCGCACGGCAAGAAGAUGCUCUCCAAGCUGGAUGAGGAAGGCAUCAAGAAACUCGAUGCCGAAGACGCAUCGCAGCGAAAGGAUGCUGCUCAAGUCGCAGGAGGAUCGAAGCGAUCGUAUCCCGAUCGCGAUGAGUACUUGGAUGCCCUCAAAACCGAACGUGCUUCUCUCUUCGUGGAGAAGCUCAAGAAGUUCGACAUUGCUUUGGCCGAGGAGCGUAAGAAGCGUCUGGCCGAUCGCAUUGUGCGUCGUCGCGAGGAGCGUCGUCUGGCCUUUGUGCGCGCCAAGGAGGAGGAACGCUUCCGCAAGGAGGAGGAGAUUCGUCAUGCGCGCGAGGCCGAGGAACGCGCCGCCGCCGAGGCACGUCGCCUGGAGCGCGAGGCCGAGGAUGAGAAGCGUCGUCAGCAGUACGAGAAGCAGCGUGCCAAGGAGGAGGAAGCCGAACGCAAGAUCCAAGAGGAUCGCGACCGUCUCGCCCGCGAAGUGGCCGUCGAGCGCGAACGCAGCGAAAAGGAGCGCGAUGUCUGGCGUCCACGUGGCGGUGAUCGCGAUCGUGAGCGUGAUCGUGGCAACGAUCGUGGCGAGCGUCCUGGCGCAGCAGCCGGUGGAGCUGGAGCUGGUGGUGCCAGUGAGUGGCGUCGCAAUGCGCCACCAAGUGAUCGCAAUGAUCGCGAUCGCAUGGAUCGCCCCGAGCGUGGAGAUCGUCCCGAGCGUGGUGAUCGUCCGGAGCGUGGCGAGCGCAAGGAUAACGAAGGUGGCGCCGACUCCUCGUGGCGUGUGCGUCGCGAACCCGACGCCCAGCGUGGCGGAGCUGGUCCGGAGCGGGGCGAACGUGGAGCCGGACGCGAUGCUCCAGCCGGACGUGAUGACAAGUGGCGUCGUGGCGGCGAUCGUGAUCGUGUCGGCGGCGAUCGUGAUCGCGAUCGUGGCGGUGAACGUGACCGUGAGCGUGGUGAUCGUGAUCGUCUUGGCGGUGAUCGUGAUCGCGAUCGUGAUCGUGACUCCUUCCGCCGCAAUGAUGGACCACGACGUGAUGACGAUCGCGAUCGCGGUGGAUUCCGUCGCGAGGAGCAGCCACAACGCGACACUGGAGGCGGCAACUGGCGUGAUGCACCACGUCAAAGCGAUCGUGAUCGCGACAAUCGUCGUCCAGCCGGCGAGCGACGUGAUCGUGAUCGCGAUGUGCGUGGAGCAGGGCCGAAGGAAGGCGGUGCUGCAGGCGGCGGAGGAGGAGGUGGUGGCGGCAACUGGCGCACUGCACCCGCUCCACGUGACGAGAAACCCGCUGCUCCUGCCAAGCGUGAACAGCCACAGGACAAGGAAAACAAAGCCGGCGAUGAUGGUGAAUGGACAAGCGUAAAGCGGCGUUAAAUAACAUAUAUUCAUCUUUCUUCCGAAUUGUCUGUCUUAUAAACACAAACAGCAAAUGUAACCGUACCCAUUUUUUAUAUAUACACACAAAUAUUAUACAUAAUGUACUGAAAUAUGUGCUCUCUUAUGCGCCUCUCGCUCACACCAAUUGUAAAAUGCUUGGCAACAUUUUUGCAAAAGUCUCAGCAGCUAAUUUAAAUAAUUAUCCAAAAAUAAAUUGCUGAAGAUGGGUGCAAUAUUAAAGUACAUGGUAAUAAAACUGUUUAUCAAAAAUAGUAA